AUGGCAUCUUUUAAGAAAAUUUUCAUUACUUUAAUCGCCAUUAUUUCCUUUUUAUCAUACUUUACCGCUGCUGGAUUAGUUCCUAGAUCCGAAAAAUGUGGUUGUGCUUUGAAAAAAUUCUGUGAAAGUUUAGAGAAAGGAAAGAUUGAGUGUAUGUGCUCCGAGUUUGAAGCACUUUUAAGUGAUGAGAAAUGUUGUGAUCCGUUUCAAACAGAAAAAGUCAAAGAAAUCCUUGAAAUUCUCGAAACCUUACCUGUAUGCGAUAAAGAAGAGUCUGUUACUGAUUAUGAAGAUAUUGCUUCUCAACUUCAGGGAACAUGUGAUGAAUGUAAAGCUCAUGAGCAUUAA
Molecule: messenger RNA, 348 nt
Organism: Dentiscutata erythropus
Lineage: Eukaryota; Fungi; Glomeromycota; Glomeromycetes; Diversisporales; Gigasporaceae
Source: the annotation of a GenBank genome assembly